AUGACGAAUUUUCUCGGCGAAAAUAAUCGCUCUGCUGCCGCCGAAAAAGUAGGAUCAUGUUCAACUUUUUCGCGGCGAAAAGCGAGCGAUGAAAAAAUUGACCAAUCAGCUUACGCGAACUGCGAAGUAAUAUUUUCGAAGCACAAUGUUUUUUACAAAAUGGAAGACGGAAAUUUGUUAGCAAAUUUGUCGGCAGACAAUAUUUCCGCACUUGAAGAACUUAUGCGGCAAGCUAGAAGAGGUUCCGAAAGCGAGGAGACACAACAGAAUACGGUCGAGGCAACGGAGAGUACUAGCGUCGAAUUUGACAAAGAGUUCUUCAUCGAAGAAGUCAGACAACUAAGUUGUCUUUGGGACACAAGCUCGUCUUUAUACAAAGACCGUACGGUCAAAGCGAAUGCCUGGAAGAAACUGUCUGAAAUUUUUGACAGGGACGGUAAGGAUUAA
Molecule: messenger RNA, 447 nt
Organism: Paramuricea clavata
Lineage: Eukaryota; Metazoa; Cnidaria; Anthozoa; Malacalcyonacea; Plexauridae
Source: the annotation of a GenBank genome assembly